AGCUGUUGGCACACUUUGUCCUUAAUUGGAUUAAAAAAAAAAAUUAGGGAUCCAAUUUGAUGCGAAAAUUUUAAAGGGACCAAAUUUGAUUCCCUUUACAAUUAUAGGGACUAAUUGAACCUUUAAGCCUUUUUUUUAAUUAAAAAAAAAAUUUAUAUUUUUAAUUCCAACUCAAUUAUUUAAUCAGAUUUUUUUUUUACUAAAACUUAAUAAAAAAACCUAAUCUAAUAAUCCUUAACUAAACAAUCUAACUAAUCCCCUUUGAGACCCAUAAAAAAAAAUUGGGAUCUCUUGAGGUUUCUGAAUGAAAAAUCACUUCUGAGGUUUCAUUCACAACCAAGCCAAACAUGCCCUUAGGCUUUACCUCUCUCUGAGAUUUAUUUCAUUUCACCCACCGCAGAUCCAUGGCACCUGUCAUAAGCCUCACCACAUGUUAGCAAAACCCCUCCUCCUUCUUUAACCUUCUAGAACCAUUUCUCAGACAGAAACCUUAGCAGCUUCACUGUUUUCUGCAAAACAUCAUGCGAUUCAAACUCGGCAAGCGCGUGACCCGGCACAAAAUGGAUCUUCAAGAGGUUCAAUACCCGACCCGGAUAACACCGAUUGAAUCCAACCCCGGCGAGAAUCGGCAACGGAAGCACCAUGGCGAAGCUUCUCACGUGGGGUCGGAGGCUGACCAAAGGAGCAAAGUCACUCUGCGCGAGAAACGGGUCAGGUUACAUUCCGGUAGGAUCCGACCCGGAUCAGGGAAAGACUUGGCGGUGUACGUGGGGCAGAAAGACGGCGAGUUUCACCGCGUUCUGGUGUCGGUGGUGUACUGCAACCACCCUUUGUUCGGGGAUUUGUUGAGGGAAGCGGAGAGGGAGUACGGGUUUCACCACCCGGGUGGGAUCACGAUUCCUUGCCGGGUCACCGAGUUUGAACGCGUGAAGACCCGAAUUGAGUCCGGGUCGGGUGUCCGUGGCGGUUUGGUGCGGCGGCGAUGUUGUUGACCGUGGAUGGGUAUGUGGUGAUGUUGACGAAGAUAUAUAUGUUAGAGUUGAUGGCGACUGAGGAAUUCUUUUGGAUCUUUUGUUGUUUUUCUGGAUUAGAUUGUAGUUGGAUUAGAAUUUAGAACACCUUGUGUAAAUGGAAUUUUGGAUGUAAAGUAUGAAUAGAUAUUUCAUUUUCAACUUUUUCAAAAAAAAUAAAUAAUAAUCUAAAUAAUUUAUUAGUUA
Lotus japonicus is the source of this 1217-nucleotide messenger RNA. RefSeq names its product auxin-responsive protein SAUR36-like. NCBI's taxonomy places the organism in Eukaryota, Viridiplantae, Streptophyta, Magnoliopsida, Fabales, Fabaceae. Gene Ontology annotation, biological process: response to auxin. The transcript has a single exon. The record is from RefSeq and is a predicted model, not a curated record. Bases 522 to 992 code for a protein of 156 amino acids.